This is a messenger RNA of Eubalaena glacialis (North Atlantic right whale), 1365 nucleotides long. It is a transcript of the gene MCUR1, whose product is annotated as mitochondrial calcium uniporter regulator 1. NCBI's taxonomy places the organism in Eukaryota, Metazoa, Chordata, Mammalia, Artiodactyla, Balaenidae. The record is from RefSeq and is a predicted model, not a curated record. Gene Ontology annotation, biological process: calcium import into the mitochondrion; positive regulation of mitochondrial calcium ion concentration. The transcript has 9 exons. Bases 1 to 1347 code for a protein of 448 amino acids. Gene Ontology annotation, cellular component: mitochondrial inner membrane; mitochondrion.
AUGUGCUCUGUCCCGCCCCGGGCGCCCGCCACCCAGCCCCUCCCCCAGCGCGCACCGGGAGCCCAGCCCCGCCCCCGGCGCGAGCCCGGAGCCCCGCCUAGCCGCUCAGCUCCGCCCCCGGAGAACGUCCGGAGCCCCGCCCGUCCGGCAGGAAAGCGCAGGCUCGGCGCCACCGCCCACCCUCGCUCGUGCCGUUGGUGUCUGGCUGGGGCCGCGCGUGACCGGCAUGAGCACGUUCGCGGGCCAGUGACCGUGUCGGGGAUGGACUGCGGCUCCGUCGCGAACGAGAGGCCGAAGCGCCGCCGGCGGCUUCUGCUCUCCCUGGCCGCCGGCCGCGGUGGAGGCCCCGGAAGCCGCGGCGUCCCCACGCGCCGCCUCCCGCCCGGGCUCCUCGGCGGUCUGGGAGCGCUGCGUCCCAGCGCCCCGGGAGCCCGCGGCGGCGCGUCACGUGCCUCCCCGCUGCUCCUCCUCCUGCUGCUGCCCUCCCCGCGCCUGGCCGCUGCCACCCCGCGCCGGCCGCUGGCGGACUGGGAGCGCUCGCGCGCCGGGCCCUCGGCUGCCCCGGCGGGGCGCGGCGGCGCGAGGAGGUGCCAGCCGGGCCUGGCCCCGGGCGUCGCCUGUGCGGCGGGCGCGCUCCACCUGUGCCUCGGCCAGGUGGCCGCCCUCGCUUCCUCCAGGAGAGAGCUGAGCGUCUGUGCUGGGAGCCUGCAUCUGGAGAGCAAAAGGAGAGAUUUCACCUCUUCUCGGAGUAGGAAGCUCUACUUUGACACCCAUGCCUUAGUGUGUUUACUCGAAGAAAAUGGGUUUACUACUCAACAGGCAGAAAUCAUUGUCUCUGCCUUAGUCAAGAUCAUGGAGGCCAACAUGGAUAUCGUCUACAAAGAUAUGGUCACCAAGAUGCAGCAGGAGAUCACUCUUCAGGAAAUAAUGUCUCAGAUUGCUAAUGUGAAAAAAGAUAUGAUUAUUUUGGAGAAGAGUGAAUUUUCAGCCCUCAGAUCAGAAAAUGAGAAAAUAAAACUUGAACUACAUCGGUUAAAACAGCAAGUAAUGGAUGAAGUGAUCAAAGUCCGAACAGAUACCAAAUUAGAUUUCAAUCUAGAAAAGAGCAGAGUAAAAGAAUUGUAUUCAUUAAACGAAAGGAAGCUGCUGGAAAUAAAAACAGAAGUGGUAUCAUUGCACGCCCAGCAAGAUCGGGCCAUCACGCAGACAGACAGGAAGAUAGAUACCGAGGUUGCUGGCCUCAAAACCAUGCUUGAGUCACACAAGCUUGAUAAUAUUAAAUAUUUAGCAGGAUCUGUAUUUACGUGCCUAACAGUAGCUCUGGGAUUUUAUCGUCUGUGGAUAUAAUAAAGUGUCUAUUUAAAA